AAGGCCAACGCCGGAAUCGUCCUUCGACUCCUUCCUCCGCAAUCCGCCACAGAGAACACCGGAACCCUCGGGAAGCUUCGAGAAGACGCCCGCGCGGAGCCCCCAUGGAGAAGGAGAAGCAGAAGCAGGGUGCCGACGGCGCCCUCCUCCUCGCGCUGCGCUGCUCCAGGGCGUCUCUCCUCCUCUCCUCCCUCCGCCAGCCACCUCCCUCGACGGCGGCGACCCGCCGGACCUCAUCCUCCGUGGAGUUCGAGCUCCGGAACGCGCGCCUCCUCGACGCCGAGCUCGCGGCGGCGCGGCGCGCGGCUGCCAGAAGCGCGCGGGUGUCCGCCGCUGAGAUUCUCUUCGUCGUUGCUCUGGUCCCCCUCCUCAUCCUCUUCGUCGCGCUUCUCGCGAGCGCUGCCGCGGAAGCGGUCGCUUGACCCGCGUCGACGACGUCAUGAGAUUCUGCGGCGACCCAACCCAAAGCCUCUGUGUUAAUUCCCCCCUUCCGGGCUCCGUAAGUUGACUCUUGUUGUUCUUCAGCUGAGAAAGGAAGCUGGUAUCUCGAUUGUGGUACGGGCCUGUAUGUAGGGUAGGUGUUCGACCAAAUGCAUGUUCCUUCGUAGAUGCGUGCACAGGGUAAGGCUAAGAUUGUAGUGAUGACCAGGAGAUCAGACGAAAUCAUAGUGUGGUGAAUGGUGCCUGUCUCAUUGGGUUGCAUUGUUCUACUGUUUUCUGAUCGAAUUAUGCUGAUGGAA
This is a messenger RNA of Aegilops tauschii subsp. strangulata, 740 nucleotides long. RefSeq lists its product as uncharacterized. The record is from RefSeq and is a predicted model, not a curated record. NCBI's taxonomy places the organism in Eukaryota, Viridiplantae, Streptophyta, Magnoliopsida, Poales, Poaceae.